AAUGACCACUUUAAAAACAUAAUCGAGAGAGAGAGAGAGAGAGAGAGAGAGAGAGAGAGAGAGAGAGAGAGAGAGAGAGAGAGAGAGAGAAAGAGAGAGAGAAAGAGAGAGAGAAAGAGAGAGAGAGAAAGAGAGAGAGACGCCAAUACAGUGCGUGCUUGCCAUAGUUGCCCGAGUGGGUGGGUCGCUGCAGGAAAAAAAAAAAGACUCUUCUAUCUCCCCUGUGCGUCCCGCUAAAAACGCCCCCUGGCCACCGGUGCUCGCCGGAACCAAUUAACGUCCACCUCCGGCGACAUCAACGAGCACGCGCUUUCUUCCCUCCCGGGCCGCCGGAGCACGCAAACGAACACCUUUAGGCAUCGCCCCUAGCUGGGUGGGUGGGCCGCAACCGAAGCGUCGCACGAAUUCGGAGUGGAGCGAGUGAGUGCGGAAUGGCCGAGCAGCAGCAGCAAGAGGAGGAGGAGGGGAUGAGGUCGCCCAACACGCCGGUGCCUGGUGGCUCGCCGACGGGCAAAGCGCUGUCCCUUGCCCGGCUGCUUCAAUAUGAAUGUUCCCGCUUGCUCCAGUUAUACACGGAGCAGGAGACCUUCUUGUCGGAGCUGCCCGCCGAAGGUGGCCGCAUGGUGUCCCUGGGCUCGAGCACAGAAGAGCCAGACCCGGAAGAGGCAGCACGGCGGAUGCACGCCGCCCUGCGCCAGUGCCUGGGCCUUCUGCACUGUGCCAUCGCCCGGGCCGAGGAGGAGUGGGGCGAGGGGGAGAGCGACUACGAAACCCUGCGCUACACCGUCCGAAUCCGGUUGGAGCAUUUACUUCACACCACCAAAAACCUGCUGCAGACGGACGAUGUCGCACUGGAAGUCACCCCGGAUAUCCGGUGUGAUGAGGAAACUGAUGGAAGCGGGGGAGCUUUCCAGCUCAAACUGUGGACGCAUCGUGUGCUGCUGGAGCUGGUCCACUGGGCCGACCACGCCACGCAGGCUCUACACGUUCUCCACACGCAGCGGGAAGGAGCGCAGGACGUCUAAAGUGGCGAAUGAUUUCACUCCACACUAACCACCGGCAUCCCCUCAUUGUGAGGAAUUGGACAGUGGCGGUUCCUUUUUUACAACACAACUCCAUCAUUUGAUUUACUUCCAAACCAUCACAAUAAUGUUCAACUUUGAUUGUGCAUUUUUACAGUGGUAGAAUAUCCAUCCAUCCAUUUUCUGUGACGGGGGUCGCGGGAGCCUAUCCCAGCAGUCAUCGGGACACCCUGAACCGGUUGCCAGCCAAUCGCAAGGCACACAGACACAAACAACCAUCUGCAUUUGCACUCACACCUACGGGCAAUUUAGAGUGCUCAAUUAGCCGACCGUGCAUAUUUUUGGGAUAUGGGAGAAAACCGGAGUGUUCGGAGAAAACCCACGCAGGCACGGGGAGAACAUGCAAACGCCACACAGGGCGAGCCGGAAGUGGAAUUGAACCCGCACUCUCUGAACUGUGAGGCGGACGUGCUAACCAGCGCGUCAUGUGGUAGAAUAUGUGUAUUGUUAAUCACAUUUAAUACAUGUGUCCAUCCCCCCAAAUUCUAGUCGGACCACCCGCAUCAUUUUGACAUGAUUCAUAACGCAGCAUUUUGCGUGACGCUGUCAAAAGUGGUUUGAAUUGAACAAUCAGUAUAUUUUUAUUCAUAUUUCAUGAUUUGUUCUCUCCCACAAAAAACGAAAUCAACAGUCACUGUCCAAGACCUGUGGAACAACACGCUGCUUCACUAACCACUAAGCUCCUUUAAUAAGGCCCGGCUUUGCCCAGGCGGUAUUUCCUCCGCGAGUGCUAAAAUGACCUCCAGUUGGCCAUUGUUUGCUGUGACGCUCGUGUGCGGUGACCCACUUUCCAAACAUACUGCGUGUAAUUUAUUCUAUUUAUUAGAAGAUAUUUAACACUAACAAACUAACUGCUAGAUGUAGCCAAAAGAAUACCUGAAUGACUGACAAACUGUGACUGUCCCCCCCCCCCCCUCGCAAUGAUUCCAGAAUGGACGGACUUCAUUGUUUUUUUAUGGUUUGCUCCUGAUGUACUACUUGAAUGUGCUGCUACUGUACACUUUUGGAACCACCAGAGGUUUCCCAACCUCAGGGGUCAGAGAUCCAAAAUGAGCGUGGAUCAAUUUUUAUUGAGUCAUGAGAAAUAAAUCACGUUCAAAAAUCUUA
Messenger RNA from Syngnathus typhle (broad-nosed pipefish), 2189 nucleotides. It is a transcript of the gene cntf, whose product is annotated as ciliary neurotrophic factor. The record is from RefSeq and is a predicted model, not a curated record. NCBI's taxonomy places the organism in Eukaryota, Metazoa, Chordata, Actinopteri, Syngnathiformes, Syngnathidae. Gene Ontology annotation, molecular function: ciliary neurotrophic factor receptor binding. The transcript is spliced from 3 exons. Gene Ontology annotation, biological process: ciliary neurotrophic factor-mediated signaling pathway; negative regulation of neuron apoptotic process. The coding region runs from base 432 to 1025 and encodes 197 amino acids.